AUGACUUUCGAAGGAGCCCAGUUUCAAGGAAAACAACCGAUUAUCGACAAGCUGACGAGCUUGCCCUUCAAGCAGGUCAAUCACCAGAUCACUACUGUCGACUCGCAGCCGAUCAUCGGAGUCGACGACAACCAGGCCUGUUGCGUGAUGGUGACCGGCCAGCUGAAAACCGACGACGAUCCACCCCACAGUUUCCAUCAAUCGUUCGUCCUCCGGCCCGCCGGUGGCUCUUUCGUCGUUGCCAACGAUAUCUUCAGACUUGCCCUACACAACUAA
Molecule: messenger RNA, 276 nt
Organism: Oikopleura dioica
Lineage: Eukaryota; Metazoa; Chordata; Appendicularia; Copelata; Oikopleuridae
Source: the annotation of a GenBank genome assembly